AUGGACACAACGCCUGACCAGCCCGCUGAGGAGACGUGGGAUGACAUUCCAGAGGACGUGAUGGAAUUGGGCACAGACGACAUAAUGACAAGGACACGCCUGAUUGACAAUGAUAUCAAGGUUAUGCGGUCAGAAACGCUGCGGCUCCAACACGAGCAGAGCGUAAUGAAGGAGAAGAUUCGAGACAAUGGCGAGAAGGUCAAGCAGAACAAGGUUCUUCCCUAUCUUGUUGGAAACGUCGUUGAGAUUCUGGACGUUGAUCCAGAGGGCGAAGAAGAUGGUGCUAACCAAGACUUGGACUCGAUGCGCAAAGGCAAAUGUGCCGUCAUCAAGACAUCGACGCGACAAACCGUUUUCCUCCCACUCAUCGGUCUCGUUCCUGCAGAGAAGCUUAGGCCAGGAGACCUCAUUGGUGUCAACAAAGAUUCAUACCUCGUUCUCGAUACACUACCCGCCGAAUUCGACUCCCGUGUGAAGGCUAUGGAAGUGGACGAGAGACCGACGGAGACAUAUACCGAUAUCGGUGGUCUGGAGAAGCAGAUUGAGGAGUUGGUGGAAGCUAUCGUGUUGCCUAUGGAGCAGGCAGAUAAAUUCAAGACCCUCGGUAUCAAGCCUCCGAAGGGCUGCUUGAUGUACGGUCCUCCAGGUACUGGGAAGACCCUCCUCGCUCGUGCCUGCGCUGCUCAGACCAAUGCCUGCUAUCUUAAACUUGCUGGACCAUCACUGGUGCAGAUGUUCAUCGGUGACGGUGCGAAGUUGGUUCGGGACGCUUUCGAACUUGCCAAAGAGAAGGCCCCCGCCAUCAUCUUCAUCGACGAAUUGGAUGCUAUUGGUACCAAGCGGUUCGAUUCUGAGAAGAGCGGUGAUCGUGAAGUUCAGCGAACCAUGUUGGAGCUCCUUAACCAGCUUGACGGAUUUAGCAGCGACGAGAGAAUCAAGGUCAUUGCCGCUACCAAUCGAAUCGACAUUCUCGACCCUGCACUUCUCCGUUCCGGACGUCUUGACCGCAAGAUUGAGUUCCCUCUUCCAAAUGAAACCGCUCGCGCCCGUAUCCUUGAGAUCCAUUCGCGUAAGAUGACGGUCAGCUCAGAUGUGAACUUUGAGGAGCUUGCGCGGAGUACAGACGAGUUUAACGGCGCCCAGCUGAAGGCGGUAUGUGUUGAAGCCGGUAUGAUCGCACUUAGAGAGGGCGCGACGAAGCUUGGGCAUGAGCACUUCCUCAGUGGUAUUGCUGAAGUGCAGAGCAAGAAGAAGAAUGCCCUGAUCUACUUCGCAUAG
Molecule: messenger RNA, 1278 nt
Organism: Stereum hirsutum FP-91666 SS1
Lineage: Eukaryota; Fungi; Basidiomycota; Agaricomycetes; Russulales; Stereaceae
Product: 26S proteasome subunit P45
Exons: 6
Coding region: 1-1278 (425 amino acids)
Biological process (GO): proteasome-mediated ubiquitin-dependent protein catabolic process
Cellular component (GO): proteasome regulatory particle, base subcomplex
Molecular function (GO): ATP binding; ATP hydrolysis activity; proteasome-activating activity
Source: RefSeq, a predicted model, not a curated record